GUAAUUAAUCUGUCCGUGGGUCUGCCGAGGUCUUUCUGCAUGGCGGCGUGAAGGGAGCGGCAGCGUCCGACAUUUUCCCUUAUUUACCGUGCUACUAGGCGUCCAGGGCGGCCGCCAUUGUACCGCAAGACACACAAAGCCACUAGCAGCCAGGCGACAUGGUGGAGCAAAUAGCAGACUUCGAGGAGGGCGGUGAGGAGGUGGUGGGGCCCGUGGGCGGGGCGGCCGUGGUGGAGGCGCCGGAGCUGCCGGAGAUCAAGCUCUUCGGCAAGUGGUCCCUCGAUGACGUGCAGCUCAACGACAUGUCCCUGCAGGACUACAUCGCCGUCAAGAAGUACUAUGCCAAGUACCUGCCCCACUCCGCCGGUCGGUACGCAGCCAAGCGCUUCCGCAAGGCCCAGUGCCCCAUCGUGGAGCGCCUCACCAACUCCCUCAUGAUGCACGGACGCAACAACGGCAAGAAGCUGCUAGCCGUGCGCAUCGUCAAGCACUCCUUUGAGAUCAUCCAUCUGCUGACCGGCGAGAACCCCGUCCAGAUCGUGGUCAACGCCAUCAUCAACUCCGGGCCCCGCGAGGACUCCACGCGUAUCGGUCGCGCCGGUACCGUGCGUCGACAGGCUGUAGAUGUGUCUCCCCUGCGUCGUGUGAACCAGGCCAUUUGGCUGCUGACCACUGGGGCGCGCGAGGCUGCCUUCAGGAACAUCAAGACUAUCGCUGAGUGCCUCGCUGACGAGCUCAUCAAUGCAUCAAGGGGCUCCUCCAACAGCUACGCCAUCAAGAAGAAGGACGAACUGGAGCGCGUCGCCAAGUCCAACCGUUAAGAGAGAGACACUUCUUGUUAUGGGAAGGAAAUAAAGCCAUUGACAAUUUC
Molecule: messenger RNA, 871 nt
Organism: Eriocheir sinensis (Chinese mitten crab)
Lineage: Eukaryota; Metazoa; Arthropoda; Malacostraca; Decapoda; Varunidae
Exons: 5
Coding region: 159-821 (220 amino acids)
Biological process (GO): translation; ribosomal small subunit assembly
Cellular component (GO): ribosome; cytosolic small ribosomal subunit
Molecular function (GO): structural constituent of ribosome; rRNA binding; mRNA binding
Source: RefSeq, a predicted model, not a curated record